UUUAAGUGCCACCCUCAUUCUGAGCUCCGCUUCUUGUGCCUAUCCAUCCAUGGUCUGAUAACCAUUUAUCUAUAAAUCUUACCAUGAUUCCUGCACUUCGAUCACUUCGCACGAUCCAAUAUCUACCUUUAGUUCCAUUACCAUUGUCGACUUCUUCAGGUCAGAAGACUUUCAGCAUCAGAUUCCAACGAGCAGAGUAUUCUGUAGAGACCCAACCAGAAAACCAGGAUAACAUGGACAAGACCCAUGAACACCAUGAGAAAACCAAGGGAGCGAUGUCUGAUUCAUUUGGAGAAGGGUAUGCUACUCGGUCUGAUGAAGAAGGGUUUGGAGGGAUUUAUGGAGGGAACCAACAGUUGAAGCCCAAGACUAACAAAGAGGAGGAGACCAGUCAUGAAAAUCAACCAGCAGAGUAUGACAAGACGCAAGGAAGUGAAGUAAGAGAGAAGGAGAAAGGAAGGCAUCAGACCCAUAUUGCAUAAAAGGAAGACUGCGCCAUGAUCUGGACCUGUUUUUUUUCUUGUUUGUUAUAGUAAUUUUGAAGAUGAGCAGAAGUUUUUAGCUUCCUCUCUAAAUUUUGGUUUUUUUGGAGAACUAAGCUUGGGGUUUUUAGAAGCAGAUAAUAAGAUAAUGAGGACUUAUGUGUUCAAAUUAUUAUAUAUUUAAAGUGGGGAUGAUCAGGGUUCCUUGUGCUU
Molecule: messenger RNA, 695 nt
Organism: Macadamia integrifolia
Lineage: Eukaryota; Viridiplantae; Streptophyta; Magnoliopsida; Proteales; Proteaceae
Exons: 3
Coding region: 84-482 (132 amino acids)
Source: RefSeq, a predicted model, not a curated record